UUUUCAGUAAGUUGUUUGUUUCGUGGCACGUAUAUAGACAGUAUUUUGUGUAAUUGUGGGCUAUAAACUACAAAGUGAACGCCGGAGUAUACCUGCUGCGUUCAUGCAACAAUUAUGAAGAUGUGUCGAGUGCAUAAUCCUUUUUAGUUUGGUUGAAGAUCAUCAGGAAACUAUAUUCUGAUCCUUACUGCUAUCAAAUGUGAAGUGUGCUCAGAGUGUUGUAGAAGGCAACAUGAUCUAGACAUACAUGCGCAUCCCUACUGGAGAGAAACACUUCAGAUGUGGAAUGUGUUUAAAGAAUUGCUCUGACCAGAGUAACAUCUAAAAACAUAUGAUGAUGCACGCUGGUGGUGAAGUGAACCAAUGUGAAGUCUGCUCAAAGUGUUGUAGAACUAAAUCCAAAUUAGAAGCACACAUGCAAGUUCAUACUGGAGAGAGACCGUUCAAAUGCGGAAUGUGUUUAAAGAAUUUGUCUUCUAAGGGAAACAUAAAAGUGCAUAUGAGAAUCCACACUGGUGAAAAGCCAUUCAAAUGCGAUAUCUGCACCAAAUGUUUUACACAGAGAUCCUAUUUGAAACAACAUAAAAUGUUGCAUAUUGGUGUGAAACCUUUCAAAUGUGGAAUGUGUUUAAAUACCUUUUCAACCAAGAGGAGCAUUAAAAUUCAUAUGAGAAUCCAUACUGGUGAAAACCUAUUCAAAUGUGAUAGUUGCACCAAAUGUUUUACACGAAACACCUUUUUGAAACAACAUAAAAUGUUUCAUUAUGUUGCGAAACUGUUGAAAUGUGAGAUAUGUUCAAAAGGAUAUACAAACACUACAGACUUAAAAUAUCAUAUGUCAAUUCAUACUGGUGAGAAAGCUUUCAAAUGCGACAUCUGCACAAAGUGUUUUACACACCGUAACCUUCUGAAACGACAUAAAAUGUUCCAUAACAAUGAGAAACCUUUCAAAUGUGAUAUGUGCCCCAACUGUUUUAAAAGAAAUGCAGACUUAAAAUGCCAUAUGUUGACUCAUACUGGUGAGAAACCUUUCAAAUGUGAUAUGUGCACAAAGUGUUUUGCAAGAAGUUCCAGUUUGAAAACUCAUAAAAUGCGUCAUACUGGUGAGAAACCUUUCAAAUGUGAUAUGUGCACAAAGUGUUUUGCAAGAAGUUCCAGUUUGAAAACUCAUAAAAUGCGUCAUACUGGUGAGAAACCUUUUAAAUGUGAUACGUGGACAAAAUAUUGUACAACAACUUCAAAAUUAAAACGACAUAUAAUGAUUCAUACUGGUGAGAAACCUUUCAAAUAAGACAUGUGCAUAAAAUGGUUUACACAGAAUUCCGGCUUGAAACCUUUCACGUGUGAUGUGUAGAUAGCGUACUUCUCAAUAUUAUCCUAAAACAACAUACGUCAAUUAAUGCAGGAGAGAAACCUUUAAAAUGUUGAUUUUGAAAACACAUAUCAAACACAGUAGAACGUUUAAGGAUUGUGUGGGAAAACGUAAACAUUAAAUGAGAUAUAUGCGUAUGUUGGUCCAUAUCCAUUGCUAGGAUCCAUAUGAAGUACACACAUGAAGUGGUUUGCAUAGAGUAGUCAUUUGGACAAACAUGUCGGUGACGCUACUGGUACAUUUUUAUCCUUACUGGUACAUAAUGAGAUGCAUUUGCAAAACACCAACUAAAGUCUUCCAUCGGAAAAGUAUGAUGUCUCUCAAUCCUGUUAUGUCUAUGGAAUGUGAAGUGUGCUCAACGUGCUGUAUAAGUAAAUGUGAUCUCAGAAAUUCACACACACACACACAUCCAUACUGGAGAGAGACCGUUUACAUGUGGCAUGUGUCUAAAGGAUUUCUCUUACAAGAGUAACAUUAAAACACACAUGACGAUCCAUGCUGGUGACAAACAAUUCAGAUGUGAUGUAUGUAAACAAAAACAAAAAAACAUUUGCUUUUGUUAGUUCAUACUGGUGAGAAACACCUCAAAUGUGGUAUGUGCUCAACAUGUUUACACAGAGUUCCAGUUUGAAAACCUAUAGGAUGCUGCAUAGUGGUCAGAAACCUUUCAACUAGGAUAUAUGCACAAACUAUUUUACACAAACUUCCAGUUUAACAAUCCAUAAAAUAUUUCAUUAUGGUGAGAAACCUUUCAAAUGUGACCUAAAACACAAUAUAUCGAUUCAAUCUGGCGAGUAAUUAUUCAAAUGUGAGAUUGGCACAAAAUGUUUUACACAGAUGCCCAUACAUUCUGGUAACAAACUGUUCAGAUAUGAUGUUUCAAAAACGUUUUACUCCAAAGUUUGUGACUUAAAACAACACAGGUUAGAAACUUGUCAAAUGUGUGAAGUUUGAAAACUCAUUUCAAACACUGUGGAACUUUGACGCCAUAUCGAGGAUCAUAUGUCAAGAUGUGUGUGUGUGUGUGUGCGUGCGUGCGUGUAUGUGAAAUUAGUCCAAUUUUGGGAUUAUCACAAGAUAUUAAACAUAUUUUAUAAAUUGUAUUCAAAUACAUUUAUCGUAAAUAUUUAUAAAACAAAGCGAUAUUCCUUUUUGUUAGCUUGCAUAUUACAUAAUUUACAACUAUCUAUUAACAAGUAGGAAUUAUGGAUGAUCUGGCUGGAGUGAGUGAAUGUUGUAGACCCGAACCUUUGGCGAAAGUCAAACUCUGGGUUUAGCAAAGAACCAAUCAAACGUCAUUUGAUAGUUGGCCAAUCAGUGCAAUUAUCGAGAGAACAUAUGAUAGUCGGCCAAUCAGUGUAUGCAGAAGCAAUCUGCACACUAUGCAAUUAUCGAGAGAACAUAUUAUAGUCGGCCAAUUAGUGUCUGUAGAAGAAAUCUGCACACUAUGCAAUUUUCAAGAGAACAUAUUAUAGUCGGCAAAUUAGUGUGUGUCGAAGCAAUCUGCAGACUGCAAUUAUCAAGAGAACUUAUGAUAGUCGGCCAAUCAGUGUGUGUAGAAGCAAUCUGCACACUAUGCAAUUAUCAAGAUAACUUACGAUAGUCGGCCAAUCAGUGUCUGUUGAAGCAAUCUGCACACUAUGCAAUUAUCAAGAGAACAUAUUAUAGUCGGCCAAUCAGUGUGUAUAGAAGCAAUCUGCACACUAUGCAAUUAUCAAGAGAACAUAUUAUAGUCGGCCAAUCAGUGUGUAUAGAAGCAAUCUGCACACUAUGCAAUUAUCAAGAGAACAUAUUAUAGUCGGCCAAUCAGUGUCUGUAGAAGCAAUCUGUACAUUAUGCAAUUAUCAAGAGGAUAUGUUAUAUUUUGCCAGUCAGUGUCUGUAGAAGUAAUCUCCACAUUAUACAAUUAUCGAGAGAACGUAUUAUCCCAGAUAUUUUAGUCCAUAUGCUAAUAAAAAGAAAUCUUCAUAUCACGUUGAACCAGUCGUUGCAAUAACUAUAGUCCUAUUCUAUUGUUCAGACCCUAAGUGUUUUGCAGAUGUUACGUUUAAUUCCUAUUAAGUCCUUUUUUCUUUACAUUUGCAUGGAAAUAAACCCAAAACCCGACAGGUUUAUAUAUAAUUCAUCAUCUAAAAUGCACGAAGUUGACAUUUACAAACAUCUAUGUAUGUUUUGAAUGCAGGUUCUUUCUCCUAUAAAUAACUACUGCUAUUUGCAUUAUGCACAAAGCACAUUUUUAAACCAAAAAGCUAUUGUUCAGAUGUUUUCGGGGGAUCCACCACUUGCCCAUCCCCUAGACAAGGCCCCAAAUGUCCAACAUACGAUAACAUUGCUUGUAUUACUGGGCAUUCCAUGCAUUAUUGCUAUUUGAGUAAAAAUAUGGGUAAAUCGAAAAGCAUUUCAGUCGAUGUAAAAUCUUGUAUUGAGAAGUGUUUUGAUUAUUUUGAAGACUAAUAUCAGCCGCUUAUAAUGAUAGUAAAACGGCCACGGUACGUUAAUUGUCACGCUUACAAACUUCUUUGACGCCGUUAAACAUGCAAUAACGAUCGAAGAAGAUUUUAGAAAGCAAAAUAAUUUUAUAAGAAAUAAAAUACUAUCUGUGAUAGUCUCCUUUAACGAAGACGGUGAUGAAGAAAUUGAGUUUGUCGAAUGAUUAAGUUGCUUCUCCCUACCCAUCAAUCAUAUAACAUUCAAUGCAUUUAUUAAGUCUUUAACACUGAACACAAUUUAUUCCCAUGACAUUCAUUAUCAGUCACUAUAAAACAACAUAUCAGUUGGACAAAUACAAACAUGUAUUACAAAGCACUAACAAUCCAUAUAAAACGGUAUAAAAUGCAUCUACAUACGAAGCCAGAGUGUGGUGUGGGGUUGAGCAGAGGGCCACGCCUCCAUCAAUCGCGGGUAUACAAUAGUAUGGCCACGUGUGUAUGCAAUAUGUCACAAUGAGCAUCACGAGAUUGAGACCUCACCCCGCCCCCCACUCGCCCCCGUCCCUAAAAGGGAACGUGACCUUCAGAUGAACACUUGCCCGUACAUUGGUGAAUAAUAAAUAUAUAUUAUUCAUGGACAUACAACCUGACAGUCAUAAUGUAUCAACCUAUCUCACAGUUACUUUACAAUUUUUUAUCCCCAGUAGCAACGUAUUUAUUUGUGUACAUGUAUCAGUGUAUUACACCGGCCUCGGUGGCGCCGUAGUAGGCCUUCUGUCUACAGGCUGGUAGGUACUGGGUUCGGAUCCCA
Molecule: messenger RNA, 4612 nt
Organism: Gigantopelta aegis
Lineage: Eukaryota; Metazoa; Mollusca; Gastropoda; Neomphalida; Peltospiridae
Product: zinc finger protein 235-like
Exons: 3
Coding region: 332-1291 (319 amino acids)
Biological process (GO): regulation of transcription by RNA polymerase II
Molecular function (GO): RNA polymerase II cis-regulatory region sequence-specific DNA binding; DNA-binding transcription factor activity, RNA polymerase II-specific
Source: RefSeq, a predicted model, not a curated record